GAGAGCGGCGCCGCCCGAAGAACAGCUGCCGAAAGGCCUGUCGGGAGUUGUAGGCCGAAAGUGAGGCGGCCGGCCGAUAAAGAGAGAAGGCGGCAAGGAAGCAAUGCUUCCCAUCGUGCACCGCGACGGCCUUCUUCCUCCCCCCGCCCUUACCUCCUAGGAUGGAUUUUACUUGGUUGCCACUAGCAACGGUUGGUUUCCGCGGAGGGAAAGGGACCCCAAGGGGUUCGCCAGGCCCCAGCUUGGCGAAGGUGAUAAAGCUGUGGUUUGGGAUUUAAUGACCUUUUUAAAGAAAGCGGAUCGCAGCUUCUAGAAUCAGGCCCAGCUAUCUUAAUGCGAAGACUUUCUCGUUGUUUUCUGUUUUGCACCCCUAAAGGGACGUGUAAGCUUUGCUUGCUUUGGAGAUAAUUCUGAAUUUAGAGAGGUUUUAAGUUUUUCCCCCUAAACGGAGACUGAAGCUUUUCUGCCUUCCUCUCCUCGAAUAUUUUUCCAGAUAAAAAGUGGGACCGUCCCACCAUCCCAUCUAGAGCCUAGUUUGAAAGGCUGCAGAGCCCCGUCCAAUCUCCUUUAGCUCUCAGGACCCCAGAAAGAAAGUUACUGAUCUGAUUUCUUAACGUAUUUAUGGGUUUUCUGCUUACCAAGGAUCCCAAAGCCACAGGCAAACGGGGAAAAAAACUCAGUUUCGGUUGAAGCAUGUCAUUCAGCCAAAAGAUGCUACAAGUAUUUUAUCUGUUGUCUACAAGGCACAUUUAGUAGGCUUCUUCAACAUGAAGGCAGCUCAUGUGACAGCAAACAGACAUUCAGUAUUGCCUCCAAUCCUCCCCGAGACUGAGAAGGAAUUUCUGGACAGCAUCCAAAGUUACAUCAUUUCAGAAAUUGAGAAAGUGGGCUGUACCGAGCAAGGACCAGCUGAAGAAUAUUACACAAUAUACAGAAAUGUGUUUGAGAUGAUAAUUGAGCAUGUCAAUGCAUACAAGAAUAUCUUGACAACCAUCAAACAGGAGUAUGAUGCCUUCAUAGAAGUGUUAAAGAAGGGCCAAUGGAAUGCAUUUCAUCUUCAUGGAAAAUUAAAAAUGUUAGCAUGUGAACCUUCCACUCUCAUGUAUUAUAAGAAGAGAAUUGUUCAACUGGAGGAGAAGGUGAAAAGAAUUGAGAAAAACUCUGCAAGAAUUGAGAACUUAAUAAAGAAAAUAAGGACUUUAAGGGUUACACUUUCUGCACAGCAGUCUUCGACUCCAAGCAUGAAAAUCAACCCAGCUCAGAGAAUUCCAGGUCUCAGCCUGAAAGAUUCCCUUGACAUCAACGCUCUUUCUAAUCAUCUUGCUCAUCUACAGAAGCGGGCCAAGGAACUGAAAGAGGACAUGCUGACAAAAUAUAUUCCUCUGGAGAACACGGCCCAUGUGGACGAGGACCUGAAACGGGCCCUCUCCCUGCGAAAUGCAGCAGAAAAAGAGAAUGAAGACCUAAAGUUUUGCUAUUACCAACUAUCGCAGUUUGCAAAUGUCGUGGCUGUCUGGGAGACCUCUGACAGGAGUGUUGAAACUUUGCAGCAGCUUGUCUCUCAAAUGAUAGAAAAUGAGAAGUUUUCAAAAGGUGCAGUGGCGGCCAGCGUCUCAAAUGUAUUUGAACGCGACCCUACCAAGAGCAAAGAGGCUGAAGAUCUCAUUGAGUACAUUGAAAGGUUCAAUGAACUGUUUUCACGUGGUCAGUAUGAGGCCGCAGCAAUAUAUGCAGCCAAUUGUCCAAGAGGAAUCCUCUGCAAUGAAGAAACCAUGGAGAAAUUUAGAGCUGUUGGUCCCGUUAAAGGGAAGAUGCUUCCUUUGCUCAUGUACUGUGAAGCUCUCGUAAACACAAGCAUUGCUAUUAAGGAGCCUCUUCCUGCAAACUUGACCGCAGAAGCCAUCAAAUGCGCCUUGGCUGAGAAACGGCUAGACCUGGUAAUGCACUGGAUCACCCUGCACAAACUGGAGUUGUCAGAGGCGGCUGGUGAUGCAAUUUAUGACUAUGCAAAGGUGGAUAAGCACAAUAAGUCCCAGUGCCUCGCUUUGGCUCAGAUUGCCUAUAGUCAGUGUGGGAGCCACAAGAAAGCUGUUCUGUGCUUGUGCAAACAGGGGCAGAUAUUCGGAGCUCUGGAUUACCUUCAUCAGUUGAAGCACCUUCCCAGAGAGGACUACAUCUUCCUCAUGAAGAACUGUCCUGGGGUACAACUCAUCCGCUGCCUUACACAAGAAUGGAAAGGGAAGCCAGCGCCCUUGUCCCUCGGGGAAACGGUCCUCUCCCUCAUCAACACAGAGCACCGAGUCUACAGCUUACGACUGUUGGAGGAGAUUGCCAAGGAAGGCAGGAAUGUUUUAGCACAGAUGAUUGUAAACGAUACAGUCUGCAGUGUGGAAGAAUGGAAGGAGAUUGCUGAAAUCUGCCUACAGAGCGGGAGAGAAAAAUUAAGCAAGCUCCUCAUCUCAAUUCUUGCUGAACAGGAAGGAGUGGUUGAAAUUCCUGUCGAUGAUGUGGAAGAUGCCAAGUUAAUGGAUCACGUUUUCUUGUAAUGUCCGUACAAAGCACAGGGGGGUGCUCUUUAUCCUGCUUCCGCUGGUUGAACUAAGUGAAACAACCUGUACGUGUUCUGUUUAAAAACCUUGACAUAUUUAAUACGUUUGUACCUGUUUUAAGUGAGAGUAUGUGUGCAUUAUUUCACAACACAACAGUGUUACCUGAAGUCAGAACUAAAUGUGCAUUCAUAUUUGGAUACAGUUACCCUUGUCUUGUCUGAUGUAAAAGUCAUGUUGAUUUUAUAUGCUCUAUGCACAGCAUAAAUGUUCUCACUUCACUCACUAAAAAUUGGGUUUCCUCAUUUUAUUCUACAGCUACCAAAGUAAAAAAAUUGUCCUCCAGUUCCUGUUUUUAAAAAAGUCUCCCUGAAUCCCAUGGCUAUCCUUUCUAUGAAAUUCUGAUGAGUUCAGAAAAUGUACCUUUGCGUACACACAUACCUUCUCAGGAAUACAUAUGUGUGAUAGAGUUUGAUGUCUCUUCAUAGAGAACUCUUGAAACAAGUGCUUGAGGGUGGAAUCUAGCAAGUAGAUAGUAACAAGUUGUACCUCGGUAGUACUUAAAACUUUACUGCACGUAGCCAAAAUGCUUUCCUAACCUCACAUACACCAAUUAGUAAUUUAUGAAAUUAAAUGUAAAUUGAUGGUAUACAAAACCAGCUAUUAAAAAUAG
Messenger RNA from Pogona vitticeps (central bearded dragon), 3219 nucleotides. NCBI's taxonomy places the organism in Eukaryota, Metazoa, Chordata, Lepidosauria, Squamata, Agamidae. The record is from RefSeq and is a predicted model, not a curated record.